UACAACCCCUUGCUCAAGACCUACAUCUGCCCGGGUCGAUGAUUUUUUAAUUACGCAUGCGUGCCGUGGACAUCGAAUCAGUAUUCCUCUUCAGACCCUGACCAGACCGGAGCCUUCCGAUGAAUUAGAAAGAUCGCCUGACUGGAUCGCGCUUUCUUCAAAAUUAGAACAGUUCGUGUUAACGACCGGGCUCAGGUUAUGCAAAUAAGAUGAUGAUACUUUGAUACUCCUGGGCGGAGGAGCUCCACAUAUUCAAAGGUUUCGCGCGGUUCCAUACGGAGUGGCGGAGACCCUUUAAAUCUGCCGACUCAUCCCGGACUUCAGUAGUGAUCCAGGGUUUUGCGAAACUGGCAGCCAGUCAGUUCUGGUGGUCUUCCGAUGGUAUUGAGACGAUGUUUGGUGGUAGUUCUGGGAUUGGUCGUCUUUGAGGGAUACGAUUUUGCCCCAGGAGAGCAGUGUACUUCUUUGGAAGGAAUCCCGGGUCGAUGUAUCAAGCUGUCGAGAUGUGAGACUCUUUCGGAUAUUUACGAUACUCGAGUGCUUUCGAUUCGUCAGAGUGAGCGAUUGGCAGAUAGCCUUUGUGGCGCCUACCGAAGAAAUCCGUUCGUUUGCUGCUUGGAUCGAUACUCCUACGACGUGCUUCCCGAGGCUAUUUUGCAACAAUAUCUGGCAAACCAAGUGGAUUUGGAGACGGAAACCCCACUCAACCAUGCAGAACAUACAUCUUCAACCGAGCAGCUUACUGUCCUCCUUGGGGAUAGUAAUUCAAGCAUUGAAUCGAAUUCGAUUAAUUUUCAACCAGAUGAACCAGCUCCUUCGUACCAUCGAUUUCGUCCUCAACAAAUUUCAGGGCUAUCUGGUUCUAUAACGCCCAAUUCCGCAUCGCCACGAGUUCCAGAGAGUCAGCAAGUUAAGCUGGACGAGUUCCCAUGGUCAGCGCUGAUCCAGUACCGGAAGUCGUACGGAAUUCUUGGAUUUCACUGCGGAGGAUGCUUGAUCAGCGAGCGGUACGUACUGACGGCGGCGCACUGUAUCAACGCAAUACCCAACACCUGGAAGGUGCAUCGCGUUCGGUUGGGUGAAUAUGACCUUAAAAAUUCAGGAAUGGAUUGUGUUGGGUACACGUGUGCGGACAUCCCAAUGGACGUGGACAUUGAUCGGAUUGUAGUGCACCAGCAGUACGCAACUCGCCAGAUGAGUCAGUACAACGAUAUUGCGUUGAUUCGAUUAGCGGUCGAUGUUCCAGUGACCAACUUCGUUCAACCAAUUCUGCUAGCCGAUGAGGCGGUAGAAAGCAGCUUGGGUGAUCGCUCCACGAAGCUCGUUUCAGCUGGCUGGGGCAAAACCAAAACCGCGAGUGCUACCAGCGUCAAGGCGAAGGUCUUGCUCAACCUGGACGACUCCAACGAUUGCAACCACGCGUACACAGUGUCCGGGAUUAAGGUGCGGGAUGGGCAAAUUUGUGCGAGCGAGGCGCGUGGGACCGGUGUUUGCAGCUGUGAUUCCGGGGGACCGUUGAUGGUGCACCAGAAUGGGCGGUACUAUCUGAUAGGGAUCGGAAGCUUUGGUCCGGCCAAGUGUGGUCUGCGAGCCGUACCUGGGAUAUACACCCGGGUGGUCAAGUAUGCAGAUUGGAUUGAUAGCAAUAUGAACCUGACUUAGUGAGGCUAAUAUGAGAGAAAAAAGGUGCAAUAUUUAUUGUUAC
Culex pipiens pallens (northern house mosquito) is the source of this 1705-nucleotide messenger RNA. Its product is annotated as CLIP domain-containing serine protease B4-like. Gene Ontology annotation, molecular function: serine-type endopeptidase activity. The record is from RefSeq and is a predicted model, not a curated record. NCBI's taxonomy places the organism in Eukaryota, Metazoa, Arthropoda, Insecta, Diptera, Culicidae. Gene Ontology annotation, biological process: proteolysis. The transcript has 5 exons. Bases 379 to 1662 code for a protein of 427 amino acids.